AUGUCAUAUCACGUUGUAUCAAAGACUACAAUAUACUGGAAGCGUAGAGUAGUAUCUCCUUCUUAAUUGGUCUGUGGUCAUGUCAAUUUAGUUGUUUUUUUGUUGAUUUUGUUUGAGAAUUUGUCCAAAAAACAUACAUUUAAGACAAAAAACAAAAUGCUUUUUUUAAUUGCCCAUCAAUAAUAAUCAGCAUUAUUUUAAAGAAAAGGUUACUAAAAUUAUAUUACUUACUGAAAAUCAACUAACCAUAAAAAUGUUCCGGGUACCGAUGAGAACCAAAACGAUUAACCAAAAAUUACGUUUAAAGUCCACUGAUUCAAACUUUAUUAGAACUACAUUUGUGGAAUAUUUUGUCGGUAAACAUGGACACAAAUAUGUGAAAUCUAGUCCUGUGGUGCCACUAUGUGAUCCCACUGUUCCAUUUGUAAAUGCAGGAAUGAAUCAGAAAGAAGCCUGUCAAAUGGCUUGGGACCUUCUCCUUGGUCCCUACAGAUUGAAGCCAGAAAAUUUGAUGGUGACUUAUUUUGCUGGCGAUGUGGUUCUGGGCUUGACAGAAGAUAGGGAAACCAGAGACAUAUGGAAAUCCAUUGGAGUCCCGUCUAGUAAACUCAAGGCAUUGGAUUCAAAAGAUAACUUCUGGGAGAUGGGAGCUACCGGUCCAUGUGGGCCCUGCACAGAGAUACAUUAUAUCAAUGCGGAUGGUACUUUCACUGAGAUUUGGAAUCUUGUAUUCAUUCAAUUUAACAGGGAAGCCGAUGGUAAAGUGAGAAGUUUACGCCGCCAUCACGUAGACACGGGCCUGGGACUGGAGCGUAUGGCGGCGUUACUGCAGGGGGUACCGUCCAAUUAUGACACGGAUCUGUUUCAGCCAAUAAUACGAGCAAUCGAACAGAACAGCGUGGGCGUGGACAAGUACGCGGGCCGGUACGGGUCGGCCCCCGCGGAGUGCGCGUUGGACGCGGCGUACAGACGGCUCGCUGACCACGCGCGCAUGAUUGCGCUCUGUCUCGCUGACGGGGUCUUCCCCGCUUCCAAUCUCAAUUUGAAGCAGAUAAUGCGAAAAUCUUUCAAGAUAUCUUCAGACAUCUUCCAUAAUCCUCAACUACCAAGUAUACUAUAUGAGCAAGUCAAACUGACCCUGGGGUCUACAUACCCCGAGUUAGUUAGUAAAGAGAGACAAGCGAAGCUGAUCAUAGAACAUGAAGCUCAAGCAUAUGAGAAGAUGAGGAACGGACUUGUGAAGAAAUGGAAAGGUCUAGUGAAUAAAUAUCCAGAAGUUGAAAACAUGAAUGACGUAGAGCUAACAGGAUUCCCGUUAGGAUAUACGGAGUUCAAAGAGACUAUGUCCAAACUCAACUCGAAUAUCAUACCAGGAGAGCUAGUUUUCAAAUUAUACGACACGCAUGGUUUCCAAGAGGAGAUUAUAGAGAGAUUAGCUCGUUUAAACAACUUAGAAAUAGACAAAAAAGGAUUCUGGAAACUUCUCUCGGAGCAUAAAUCAAGACACAAAACAGCUUUCAAAGAACAGGCGUCCAACCGAGCUCUCCUAUUUGACAAAGCUAUAGAGAAAAUCAUCGAUAGUGGUAUUAAAUCAACAAAUGAUCAGUACAAAUACAAUUAUGCACCUAAAGACGAUGCAAUAAGGUUUGAACCGCUUGAAACGAAAUUGGUGGCUAUAUUAAAUGAAGACUGCGAAUGGAUAGAUUUCUUAGAGCCGUGCGAAGAUAGAACUUAUUAUCUAGUGACUGAAGACACAAAUUUCUACUGCGAGGAAGGUGGUCAAAUCGCCGACAGGGGGGUGAUACGUGUAAGCGAUAAAGUAACUUUUGCUGUGGACAGUGUGUUCAAAAUUCGAGAUUUUGUUUUUCACAAAGGUCGUUUUAGUGUUGUGAAGGUAACUGAGAACAAUUAUAUUAAUUAUCGCAGUGAUGUCACUUUAGAAAUAGACGCUAAUAGAAGAGUGAAUGUAAUGAGAAAUCACACGGCCAUCCACUUGUUGAACGCGGCGAUUAGGAAAGUACUGCCGCACAGUGUCGUAUGUGCCACCGGUUCUAGUGUUACUGAUAAUGGACUCUAUUUAAAUUUGUCGGUUUAUGGCGAGAAGUUGACGCAAGAGGUCGUCCUAAACGCACAAGAGUUAGUUAGAGAGUUGUGUUGCGGCACGCACGUCCCCUCCACCGCCUGUAUAGAGGAGUUCUGCAUCACGCUAGCGCUUGAGUUAUUCUGUCGAGCGAAGAAACUAGAACAAGUUAUAGAUUUAGUGCACCCAGACCGUCGCAAGGAAGAGAUCUCCGACAUGAAGCGUGAGUUGACAGCCCUGUGCGGCACUAAUGGCGCCCCCUACGGAGAGUACGCUCAGUGCGUCGAGUUGUUGGACAAACUGAAGGAUAGGACUGCCAAGAUGGACGACGCGGCGUUACAGGACAUAGCGGCGGCGGAGAUCCGCGAUGCGUUCUCGCUGGCCGCGCGCGAGGGCCGCCGGUUCGUGGUGCACUUCGUCCGUUGCUCGUACCUCAUGCAGGGGGCGGGGCUUGCGGCCGCGCUGCGUGGCCCCGCCCCCGGCCCCGGCCCCGCCCCCGCGCUGCUGCUGGGCUGCGCUGGCGGAGUAGUGAUCGCCGUCGCUACUGUACCUAGGGAGAUGGUAACUGAGCAGUUCACGGCGGAGAAAUGGUUAAGAUGCGUCACUCCCGUGUUCCAGGCGUCGGUGCUGCCCGCACGUGACUGCGAUCCGCAAACUCAUGCGCAGAUGACGGAGACCAAGGUACGAUAUAAUAUAACCCUGGUAAGGUUCUGCGAACGGUUCCGUAACAGAAACGAGCAAAAAGAAAUGUUGCAUCUCUUUGCUCGUUCAAAAUAUCAAAAUUGA
Molecule: messenger RNA, 2866 nt
Organism: Diatraea saccharalis (sugarcane borer)
Lineage: Eukaryota; Metazoa; Arthropoda; Insecta; Lepidoptera; Crambidae
Source: the annotation of a GenBank genome assembly